Molecule: messenger RNA, 1750 nt
Organism: Penaeus chinensis
Lineage: Eukaryota; Metazoa; Arthropoda; Malacostraca; Decapoda; Penaeidae
Product: innexin inx3-like
Exons: 5
Coding region: 185-1288 (367 amino acids)
Biological process (GO): phototransduction
Cellular component (GO): gap junction; plasma membrane
Molecular function (GO): gap junction channel activity
Source: RefSeq, a predicted model, not a curated record
UAGUGGCCGCUCAAGGCUCCAAUCUGUAACAGUGUUCAGGGCGGGGUUGCAGAGUCGCACGCUCUCCUCUUCAAGUGCGCAUGGUUCUCCCAUAUCCUCAACGUCAACUCAGCAAUCCUAAAUCACAGUGGCUCUUCAUUCCUAGCUGAUCUUGCAACGAGUUCGAGGGAAAUUCCGCCUCCAGAUGGCACGGCGAGGGCUGUUUUCCACACUCCUCGGGGUCUUCAAGCCAGGCGGCCCAAAAGCAGACAUUCACACCGCCAGUUUCAAAGUCCACUUCCAACUUACACCCAAGCUAAUGUUUAGUUUUCUUCUGCUGGUGAUUGCAUAUAAUCUCUUUAGUGCUCCUAUAAGGUGUUUCGGCCGCGGCCUCAAUUUCAAGGAAGAGGCUCUCAACGAUUAUUGCUGGACGCAGAACACUUUCCUAAGACAGCAAAGGAGAGAUGACCCACACCCUUUCCUUACAAACGAUGACUCGGAACAGAUAUAUUUUCGCGCUCACUCCCAGCUGGUACCGUUAGUACUGUUCUUGCAGGGACUGGUGUUUUGCAUACCGAACUGGCUAUGGAAGUGUUGCGAAGGAGGAAAGCUCCGGUCCCUCUCCGUUCCCUUUCUGGACACGGAGAUGCGCCUCCAGAAGACCCAGGCCCUCGCCAAGUACCUCCACACCUCGCUCCAUCAACACACCUCUUAUGCCAUCAGCUACUUCGUCUGUGACAUGUUAAACCUGGUCUUCUGCUUCUUCAACUUGUGGUUCAUGGACAUGUUUCUCGGCGAGGUGUUCUUCGCCCGCGGGCUGAGCGUCAUGGACCUCUUUCGGGACAGCGAGGAUGCAAAGGAAGCAACCGCCAUGACUUUCCCAAGAACCUCUAAGUGCCAGUUUUACAUCUUUGGGAAUUCGGGCGCCGUAGAGAGAUACGAUCUGAUAUGCACUCUGACCCACAGCGCUAUGUAUCUAAAGAUGUUUGCGUUCCUGUGGUUAUACUUCGUCAUUCUCUCCUGUUUUGGCGUGGCCAUGUUGCUCUCGUGCCUGGUGAUCUAUUCCUCCGCCUCCGCCAAGUCCCACCUUCUGCGGAAACAGGGGAAUCUGUCCAUUGACAAUGUUGAUGCUCUUAUAACGAAACUGGAGACUGGGGACUUCUUCCUCCUGUAUCUUCUCAGUAAAAACGUGGAUUUCCAUGUGUUCGGUAUCCUGAUUGAGGACUUAUCUGCCAGAGUUAUGGGCCGCAAGGGUGCGGGGAUCUAUCCAGAGCUAGAGGAUAAGGCCACGGACAUCACUCCAGUUUAAUUUUUUUGACAACAAAAUACAUGUAGAGACACAUGCGUGCGCUCGCAAGCACACACAUAAUAGUUGAUUUCAUAAAUACUGGGAUACAGUUUUGGAAAAGGAAGGGCACCUACUCUUUUCGAACUCCUCAAAGGAGAUAUUUUUCGUGGGUUUCCCUCUAUUAAAUUUAAACCUUUUCUCUCUUUUCUUUGAAAUGCAAUCACCGCUAUAGUAGUUACCAUUAUUGUUGAUAUGACUUCCUCAUACCAUGUAAAUGAGGAAAGGGUUUUAGUACCCUUUGCUCGAAGGAGCGACGGACGGAAAAUAUGCCUAAUAAAGCUUGAAUUUUGACCAUCUUGCCUCAGCAAAUACGUUUCCAUUCGUUGGCCACGAAAGCUCAGGGAUUGGGGAUGGCGAUUUUUAGUCUCUUAGUGUCUGUGUAGCACAUCUUUAUAUAAAUGAUAAUAAAGAAUGAUUAUCCAU